UAAUAGGGAAGCUUGGAAGAUGACGGUUUGAUGGAAAAGAUAAGUUCUAUUUUGGAUAUGUUGAGAUCGAGAUGUCUGUAGGAUAUUUAUUCUAAGAUAUCUUAAAGAAUGAGAUUGAAGCUCUGAAGAGAGAUUGAACUGAAUCUGUAGGUCUGGAAAUCAUCUCUUUAGUGAUGAUAAUGCCAUCCAUAUGAAUUGAUGGAUUUGAAAAGAGUGUUAGAAAAGAAGACUGAAAAAAACCAGUUGGAUAAAAGGAGAAGCCAGAGAGAGUAUAGUGUCCUUAAAACCUAAAGAAAAGAGAGUGUCAAGGAAGAGAGGUUGCUCAACAUUUCUUUGGUAUACAUAUAGAUAGCAAUUUGUAGGUCAUUAGUAGCUUUGGAGAGAGUAGUUGGAGUUGAAUUAUGAGGUUAGAAAUGUCAUUUCAGAUGGUUUAGAAGAGAUUUAAGAGGAGAGGAAGUAGAGGUACUGAAUGUAAUAUUCUUUGAAGGCAUUUGGUCAAAAAGGGAAGCAGAAAUAUAGGAUGAUAGUGGAGAUGGUAGGAUCAAGUGAGGAUUUUUUGAGGAUGGUUCAGACAUGAGUGUGGGUGGAAAGAGCCCUUAGAUUGGGAGGGUUGAAGACUAGAGAGGAUUAUAUGAUGCUCGCAGUAAUCUGUUGGGAAAGAUAGUAAGAGUUGGGAUCAAGGGUGCUUGUGGGAACAUUUGACUGUAAAGAGAAGGACCACCACUUCAUCAGAGACUGGUGGAGGAAGAGGUAGUGAGUGGGGAACAAUAUGAAAAUGAACAGAGUUGAGGAGGUGAGAAGGACCUCUUGUCAAAUGGUUUCAGCUCUUGGUGAAGUAUGAGGCAAAGCUCUCAGCUGAGAAAUUCAAGACAAAAGAUGCUCUGGAGAAACUGAAGAGCCUUGAGGUUUGGAAUAGCCAUUUUAGUGAGUGUGAGAAAAAAAUUGAAUGGAAUAAUGAAAGAUUGUCUUACAGUUGAGAUUUGAUAACAUAAAUUUAUAGUGAACCCAAUCAGUAUGGCUUUGUGAUUUCAUUUUCCUUUAGCUGCAUGUGAAUGCAAGUGAAAGAGGUAAGUAAUCCAGGGUUGUGAUUUGACAAAGUGUGAUCAAUGAUAGGAUAACAGACAAGAAAUUUAAAAGAAGAGGGAUUGCCUUGAAGUGGUUCAGUCAAAGAUUGAAAUUGGAAAAGUGAGAAUGUAGCUACUGCAGGAGUAAAAGUGCCUGAUAAAGCAUUGGGGGUGGAGGAAUUGCAGGCUGUAAUGGAGACAAUGAACAAUAUUAAGGAUCAUAAGCAGAGAGAAAGACAAAGUUGUAAUAAUUUAUGAUCAGAUAAAGGAAUUUUGGAGUUUAAUGAGAUGGAAUUGGAAUCUAUGGGAGAUGGCAUUAUCCAUGGUCAUUAAGGUCGCUGCUUUUUCACGAUGUUUGGUGGGUUUGAGAAUAUAGAAGCAUAUGAAGAUGACCUUUACCGAGAUGAAUCAUCCAGUGAACUGAGUGUUGAUAGUGAAGUGGAAUUUCAACUCUAUGGUCAAGUACAUUAUGCACAGGACCUUGGUGAUGUCACUAGGGAGGAAGAAAAUGAAGAAAAGCGCUCAGAGGAUCCUGAAUCAUUGAAUAUUAAAAAGACAAAUCAGAAGAACUUAAUUGUUCUUUCAGAUACUGAUGUUAUCCAGAUAUCAGAUGGUUCAGAGGUCAUCUCUUUGUCUGAUGAAGAUAGUAUCUACCGAUGUAAAAGAAAGAACAGAGGAAACCAGGUAUUGGAAAAUCAGUGUGAUCAGCAUUCUGAUGAACUCUCUAGAAAGAAAUGUAAGAGAGGUAAUAAGUCUAAACAUGGAGAGAGAUCUAAUGUGAUUCAGGAAGUUAUGGUUAUAGAGGAUAGUUCAAAUGAAGAGAAGAUUACUAUUUCUGAAAGUGGAGAAAGUGAUGUAGAGAGCUGGAUGUUACUGGAAUGUGAAGUAGAUGACAAAGAUGAUAACAUUCUUCUCAACCUUGUGGGCUGUGAAACCUCUGUUGAUGAAGACAAAAGUGAUGUAAACUGGUUCAUCAGUGAUAAAGAUCUAGAGGCUCAAAUAAGUAAUAACAGAUCAUCUGGUAAACGAACCAACAGAUACUAUUCAGCUGAUAAAAAUGUCACCUGUAGAAAUUGUGAAAAACGUGGUCAUUUGUCAAAAAAUUGCCCUGUUCCACAGAAAAUACGUGUCUGUUGCCUAUGUGCCGAGAGAGGACAUAUACAGUAUGAUUGCCCUGCUCGGUUUUGUUUAGAUUGUUUUUUGCCUGCAUGUUACUCCCACAAAUGCCUUGAAAGACCUUCAUGGAAAAAACAUUGUGAACGGUGCGAUAUGAAAGGUCAUUAUGCUGAUACUUGCCCAGAAAUAUGGAGGCAGUAUCACCUAACGACCAAACCUGGACCACCCAAGAGGCCAAAGACCUAUUUUGGAAGAUCAGCUUUAGUAUACUGCUACAACUGCUCUCGGAAAGGUCAUUACGGCUAUGAGUGCACAGAAAGACGGAUGUUAAGUGGAACAUUUCCAACAGUGCCAUUCAUUUACUACUAUGAUAAGGAGCAUGAUAUCCGGGAUCACGAACAAAGAAUACAGUGGAAAGUAGAAGAACUUCAAAAAAAUGGAGAGCUUCCAAGACCAGUCAAGAGACCCCAUUUGGAAUCAACAAGCAGGAGUCACUAUCAUGGAAUAAAGAAAAGAUACACCGUACAAGAAGACUACAAAUGGCAUCAAGAAAAGAAAUAUCUCAGAAGAACAAAAAUGAGUAAUUGGAGCAAUAGAAGCCAAGAAAAAAAAUCCAGGAGGGAUGUUCAAAGGUGGUAUGAUGCAGAUGAGGACUUUAUCAGAGGACCCAGAAGUCACUCUUCCUCUCAUAGGUCCUCCCACUUAGGAUACCAUCAUCAAAAGAUGAGUGGAGGGGAGCUUUCCAAAAGGGCUAAAUGGGAGAAGUAUAAGAAAAGAGAAAGAAAAAGAGCAGAUGACGAGGAAGGUUUAUUCCUUAUUAAGCAGAGAAAAAGAAAAUCAAAGAUGAAAAACAACUGCUGACUUGGCAGUUGUGUAAUAAUUUGGUGUCCUUGUCUGCUUGUGCCCUGACAUUGUAUUUUCUUACCUCAUUAAAGAAGUAAGAAGUA
Messenger RNA from Sarcophilus harrisii (Tasmanian devil), 3127 nucleotides. RefSeq names its product zinc finger CCHC-type containing 7 (gene ZCCHC7). The record is from RefSeq and is a predicted model, not a curated record. NCBI's taxonomy places the organism in Eukaryota, Metazoa, Chordata, Mammalia, Dasyuromorphia, Dasyuridae. The transcript is spliced from 9 exons. Bases 1416 to 3041 code for a protein of 541 amino acids. Gene Ontology annotation, molecular function: zinc ion binding; nucleic acid binding.